Coccinella septempunctata (seven-spotted ladybird) is the source of this 1669-nucleotide messenger RNA. Its product is annotated as U3 small nucleolar ribonucleoprotein protein MPP10-like. Lineage: Eukaryota; Metazoa; Arthropoda; Insecta; Coleoptera; Coccinellidae. The transcript is spliced from 5 exons. The record is from RefSeq and is a predicted model, not a curated record. Gene Ontology annotation, biological process: rRNA processing. Bases 96 to 1655 code for a protein of 519 amino acids. Gene Ontology annotation, cellular component: small-subunit processome; sno(s)RNA-containing ribonucleoprotein complex; nucleus.
UUUAUAGGUUAAGUUGUUUACAUGUUGUUUAGUCAGAGUGUUUAGUUAUCAGUUAUCAGUUUGAUGAUAGUUUGUCCCCUAUUUAUUGAUUCGAGAUGCCUUCUGAAACAGUAUCUUUUCAGAAUUGCGAAUUCCUUAAGAUGAUUCGAAAAACCGGAGAAAAUAAAUCACAUGAUAUUCCAAAGCUCAGAAAAUUCUUAAAAACAAUUUAUGAUUGCACAAAAAAUGAACAGAAAAAUUACUAUGGUAAUUCAAAAGCUCUUCCAAAAUUGAUAAUUCAAAACAUGGAUACAGAACAAAUAUGGCAACAAUUGGAACUUCAGAAUGCAGAAGUUCUAGCCAUAAAUGGAAAAAAAAUUGAGAGCUUAUUAUCUCCACAAGUAUGCACAGAGGUUCAAUUGUCAGAAAACGAAAUGGAUGAGGGUUCAGAUCACGAAAGCGGUGAUUCAGAAUUUGAAGCAGAAAAUGAUCAUAUCUCUGAGAAUGAAGAAUCAGGAGAUAUUUCAUUUGAAGAAGAUGAUAUGGAAGAAGAUUCCGUCCCAUCACAACUCCCAAAAAAAUCUUUUAAGAAGUCUGUUGUUGAUGAUGAGUUUUUCAAAUUGAACGAGAUGGAAGAAUUCCUCAUUUCAUGUGAAAAAGAAGUAGACAAAGAAAAUGAUGAUUCUGAAGAAGAAGAUGAGAAUUUAUUCUUUGCUGAGGAAGAUGAUGAAAAGGAAUAUGAAAAGGCUAUAACUGCGAAAUUCAAAGAUUUUUUCCGAUCCAAUGAGGAGAAAAAUGCAAAUGAAAAUAAAUCACAGGACGAUUUAUCUGAAGAGGAGGAAGGAAAUUUACAUUCAAAUUUUGAGUUGCGUAAAGAAAGAUUACAAAAGAAGAUAGAAGCCCUUGAAAAUAAAGCAGUUGCUGAAAAACCAUGGACAUUGAAAGGAGAGAUAAGAGCAGACAGUCGUCCAGUGAAUUCUCUACUUGAGGAAGAUGUAGAAUUCGACAGAACCACAAGACCUGCUCCUAUCGUCACUGGAAGCACGACACUCAAGUUGGAAGAUAUCAUAAGGCAGAGAAUAAAAGACAAAGCUUUUGAUGAUCCUCAACGGAAGACUGGCUUUGUGGAGGAACCUAUUGAAUUCAAGAAAAAGUUGGUCCUGAAUCAAGAGAAAAGCAAAGAGUCUCUGGCACAAAUUUACGAAAAAGAAUAUUUGGCCGCUAAAGAACCCGACUUAACUGAAAAAGAGGAGGACAGUGAACUUCACAAAGAAAUAAAGACUGAAAUGAAAGCACUAUUCAGUCAAUUGGACGCCUUAUCCAAUUACCAUUACACUCCUAAGCCUGCAGUCCGGGAAGUGAAAAUAGUCAAAAACGUUCCAGCUUUGAAUGCAGAAGAGGUUGGACCUGUGGUAAUCAGUGAUGCCAUGUUGGCUGCUCCAGAGGAAGUGAAACAGAAGAAAGAAAUGCUGGGUGAGAGUGAGCUUUCAAAAACGGAUAAAAAACGCAAAAGAAGGCAGAAAAAGGCCAAACAAAGGAACAUGAAUGUAAAAAAGGAUAAGAGUGAUAUAAAUAAAGAUCCGAAUAUAAAGAAGAUGGACCAAAGUAAAAAGACAUCAAAGUCUUCCAAAGCCUUUUUCGAAGAAAUGGAGGAAAAGCAAAAAAUUAGAAAAUAAAAAGUUCUGGUUUA